Callithrix jacchus (white-tufted-ear marmoset) is the source of this 3548-nucleotide messenger RNA. RefSeq names its product homeodomain interacting protein kinase 4 (gene HIPK4). The record is from RefSeq and is a predicted model, not a curated record. NCBI's taxonomy places the organism in Eukaryota, Metazoa, Chordata, Mammalia, Primates, Cebidae. Gene Ontology annotation, cellular component: nucleus; cytoplasm. Gene Ontology annotation, molecular function: protein tyrosine kinase activity; protein serine/threonine kinase activity; ATP binding. Gene Ontology annotation, biological process: peptidyl-serine phosphorylation; peptidyl-threonine phosphorylation.
CUCCUGAGUGUCCCAUCCACUGGCCUCCUCCUCCCCUCCCUAACCUCUCCCAUCUGUGCCCUGCCCUGGACUCUUUCCCAGGCUUGGGGCCUCCACUCUUACCCAAUCUAACCUAUCCUUUUUCACACAGUAGCUUUCUGACACUCAUCUCUGACCCUGCCCUCUCCUGCUCAAAGCCCUCUGUGGCUCCCCAGUGCCCUCGAAACGAAGUCCAAACUCCUUAGUCUGGCAUUCAGGGCCUUUUACAACCUCACCCUAAGGCAGCCACAGGCUAGGACAGGAGUUUCUGAACACAGACAGACAUACAUGCAAAUCACAUCUCCGGAGCUUGAGAAGCUUGCCUUUCCUCACCUCUGCCUUAUCCCCAUUCCUUUUUGCCUAAGGCCGGCAAUCAGACUCCCCUCUGUCAACACUUUGCCUGUUUGGUCCUUGCAAGGUUCCACCACUGGGCGGGGGAGGGGGCCCAGCCUGGUACCCCACCCCCACUCAGCCAGGACGCAGGUCUCCAACAACAGAACACCAGAGCCACUCAACAACACUGAAACCCAGUCGGGGGGCCCAGGGCCCCUCGUCCCAAGCCAGGAAGGCUUUAGGGGAGCAGGAUACCUGGGUGGGUUCUGGGUGCAGGCCCUGGCAGACUCACAGUGUAGCCAAGGGGUCUGGGGGUGCCAGGUAAGCAGGGGCCAACCUCACAGGAGAAGGCACGAGUGCGGUUGUCUUUCCCCCACCGGGGGGCUGGUGGUGUCAGAGGCCUUGGCGGCGAAGCCAGUGGCGCAGGGGCCUGGGCAGGGCGGUGUCCGGCAGCAGGGACACCAUGGCCACCAUCCAGUCAGAGACCGACUGCUACGACAUCAUUGAGGUCUUGGGCAAAGGCACCUUUGGGGAGGUAGCCAAGGGCUGGCGGCGGAGCACGGGCGAGAUGGUGGCCAUCAAGAUCCUCAAGAACGACGCCUACCGCAACCACAUCAUCAAGAACGAGCUGAAGCUGCUGAGCUGCAUGCGGGGCCUGGACCCCGAGGAGGCCCACGUCAUCCGCUUCCUUGAGUUCUUCCACGACGCCCUCAAGUUCUACCUGGUCUUCGAGCUGCUGGAGCAAAACCUUUUUGAGUUCCAGAAGGAGAACAACUUCGCGCCCCUCCCUGCCUGCCACAUCCGUACGGUCACCCUGCAGGUGCUCCGAGCCCUGGCCCGGCUCAAGGAGCUGGCGAUCAUCCACGCCGAUCUCAAGCCCGAGAACAUCAUGCUGGUGGACCAGACCCGCUGCCCCUUCAGGGUCAAGGUGAUCGACUUCGGCUCGGCCAGCAUUUUCAGCGAGGUACGCUACGUGAAGGAGCCGUACAUCCAGUCGCGCUUCUACCGGGCCCCCGAGAUUCUUCUGGGGCUGCCCUUCUGUGAGAAAGUGGACAUGUGGUCCCUAGGCUGCGUCAUGGCUGAGCUGCACCUGGGCUGGCCCCUCUACCCAGGCAACAAUGAGUAUGACCAGGUGCGCUACAUCUGUGAGACCCAGGGCCUGCCCAAGCCGCACCUGUUGCACGCUGCCCGCAAGGCCCACCACUUCUUCAAGUGCAACCCCCAUCCUGACGCCACCAACCCCUGGCAGCUCAAGUCCUCAGCUGACUACCUGGCUGAGACCAAGGUGCGUCCACUGGAGCGCCGCAAAUACAUACUCAAGUCCUUGGACCAGAUCGAGACAGUGAAUGGUGGCAGUGUGGCCAGUCGGCUGACCUUCCCUGACCGGGAGGCACUGGCAGAACAGGCCGACCUCAAGAGCAUGGUGGAGCUGAUCAAGCGCAUGCUGACCUGGGAGUCCCACGAGCGCAUUAGCCCCAGUGCCGCCCUGCGCCACCCCUUUGUGUCCAUGCAGCAGCUGCGCAGUGCCCACGAGACCACCCGCUACUACCAGCUCUCACUACGAAGCUGCCGCCUCUCACUGCAGGUGGAGGGCAAGGCCCCCACGCCUGUCGUGGCCACUGCAGAAGAUGGGACCCCCUUCUACCAUCUGGCCGAGGAGAAGGAGGCCACGGGCAUGGACAGUGUGGCCGGCAGUGGGCCCUUCUUCCGAGAGGAGAAAGCACCGGGUGUGCAAAUAGCCAUCGACCAGCUGGAUGACCUGAGUCUGCAAGAGGCUGGGCACAGGCUGUGGGGCAAGACCCAUACUGACGUGGUCUCUGAUGUGCUGGCCCCGCUCAAGGCAGCCAUCACUGGCCACCACAUGCCUGACUCGGACCCCGAGCCCAUCCUGGCCUUCUACAGCAGCAGCCUAGGAGGCCACUACAAGGCCUGCAAGCCACCCUUGGGCUCCAAGUCCAACUCCAAAUUCAGCAACCUCAUCCAGCUGAGCCAGGUCUCGCCUGAGGAGGACAAACCCUGCUGGCGCCAUGGCUGGGAGGAAGGAGAGCACAUUAGGGCCUCUGCUGAGUCCCCGGCCAUCCUGCAGCGAGACAGGGAUGGGCCCAACAUCAAAGACAUGACCGUGGAUGCUGAGAAACAGGGCAACGGCCUGUUGCCCAGGCUGGAGUCCAGUGGUACAGUCAGCUCACUUCAGCUUCAAACUCCUAGGCUCAAGUGAUCCUCCUGCCUUAGCAUCCCCAGGGACUACCGGUGCACCCAACCACACACGGCUAAUUUUUAUUAUUUUUUUUGUAAAAAUGGUGUCUCCCUAAUUCUUGGGUAUCUUGUCUAGAACAAUAAAUAAUAAAACCAAAAAAAAAAAAAAGAAAAAAGAAAUGGUGUUUCCCUAUGUUGCCCAGGCUGGUCUUGAACUCCUGGCCUCAAGUAUUCCUUCCAUCUUGUCCUCCCAAAGUGCUGGGAUUACAGGCAUGAACAACCAUGCCUGGCUUGAAAAAAAUUCUUUUUGAGACAGGCUGUCACCCAGGCUAGAGUGCAGUGGUAUGAUCAUGGCUCAAUGCAGCCUUGAUUUCCUAGGCUCAAGUGAUCCCCCUGCCUCAGCCUCCCAAGUAGCUAGGACUAUAUACAUGCACCACCCCACUGAGCUAUUUUUUUUUGUAAAGACAGAGUCUUGCUAUGUUGUCUAGGCUGGCCUCAAGUGAUCCUCUUACCUCAACCUCCCAAAGUGUUGGGAUUACAGGCAUAAACCACCUAAGCUGGUCUGAAUUGUUAAUUGCAUUUAAUUAGCUUAAUUGAAAGAGCCACCUGUGGCUAAUUCAAGUGAUUCUCUGCCUCAGCCUCCCGAGUAGCUAGGAUUACAGGCACCCACCACCAUACCUGGCUAAUUUUUUUGUAUUUUGAGCAGAGAUGGGGUUUCACCAUCUUGGCCAGGCUGGUCUUGAACUCCUGACCUUGUGAUCCACCUGCCUCGGCCUACCAAAGUGCCACGAUUACAGGCUGGCCCAUUUUCUAACUGAAAUAGAGGCCUAAGGACGUUGGCCUAAGCAGACCCCUGACUCCUGACCAAGCAGAAUGAGCUGGGGUGAGGACUGGCGGUCAGGAUAUGCCCUCCCUAUCACCAGCAGACAGUGACAGAUGGAGGCUGUGAGUGAUGGCAUGGAGCUGGGACAUGGCAGGCCCCACUUGCCCCAGACUCACCG